Vicia villosa (hairy vetch) is the source of this 1305-nucleotide messenger RNA. RefSeq lists its product as uncharacterized. Gene Ontology annotation, molecular function: nucleic acid binding. Bases 1 to 1305 code for a protein of 434 amino acids. The transcript has a single exon. NCBI's taxonomy places the organism in Eukaryota, Viridiplantae, Streptophyta, Magnoliopsida, Fabales, Fabaceae. The record is from RefSeq and is a predicted model, not a curated record.
AUGGAGUGGCAACGUUCCGGUAGGAAGCUAUUUAGAGGUUUAACACCCAAAUGGGACUGCUUCCCAUAUGGAGGGAGACAAUCGAAUCCUGGAGAAAAGCUUUCCUCGUUUUAUUUUUCGGCUUUUCCGGACAGAUGCAAGGCAAUAGGUAUGUUCAAGCUUUUUGGCUGCGUGGGGGAGGUGGUGGAGGUGGUGAUACCUCCUAGACGGAACAAGUUCGGCAGACGGUUCGGUUUUGCUAGGUUCAAAGAAGUGAUGGAUGAGAGAUUGGUUGCAGUGAGGUUAGACAACAUUUUGAUAGAUGGGGUUAAAAUACAUGUCAAUCAACCUAGGUUUCAAAGAAAUGGGAGGAAGGAGAGUUUUGUGGUUGAACAGAAGCAGGUGAAGGGCACUGAGAAGGUUUUUCCGGGUUUCACAAACCGCUGGGUGGAGAAGGCUAAGACUUUUGCGGACGUUGUUCAGGGAGGUAGUAAAAAGGAUGGACCAGAAACGAAGGAAGCUUUUUUCGAAUUUACUGCUAGUGAAGAGCUUAAGAGGAGAUGGAAGAAGGCCUACGUCGGAGAAGUUUUAUUCCCUGGUGAAUCUUAUAACAUCCAGACUCAUCUAGAAAUUGAAGGCUUCUUUUCGAUUAAGGUAUUCCCGUUGGGAGCCAACUUGUGUAUUCUUGAGGAGAUGGAGGAAGGGUUGAUUAAAGAAUUGAUAGAGGAAGGGAAGUGGUGGUGGCAACAGUGGUUCAAAAAUAUUAAACCUUGGCAAGAAAAAGAUAUUGAUGAGGCAAGGGUUGUGUGGAUCAGAGUAUAUGGGGUUCCUUGUCAUGCUUGGAGCAAUGAUUUCUUUGUUUCCUUAGCAAACAGAUUGGGAGUGUUCAUUUGCCUGGAUGAAAACACUAUGACGGGUUGUAACAUGGACAUUGCUCGGUUAAUGGUUAGGGUUGAUUCAAGGUUCAUUUUACCAGAGACUUUGAAGGUUGUUAUCGAUGAUGUUCCCUUCACUCUUAAUCUGCGGGAGGACUCAUUUGGUCCUUUAAGGAUUAAUGCUCAAAAGGUGGCUGACCAGGUUUUGGGCUCAUCAUCUUCCUCGAGUUAUGCGGGAUCUAUGAACGAUGAAGUGAGGGAAGAUGGAGAUGUUAACUCCGAAGUUUUUUUGGAAUCUAAGGUGGGAUCGGAGGACUCCAUUGGGGUGGAAGUGGAAGAUCUAAAACAGAUGGAGGAGGCGGCGGCUGCAAACAGAGUAGCUGCUAGAGUUGUUUCUGAGUUAUCUGAAAGUUCUGACAGCUUUUUGGGGGAUGAACCAAAUGAAGGAUAG